AUGAAUAUUGAAGCUAGAGAACGACUUGAAGGACUUGUGAAACAAAUCACUGAAACUGGCGAAUGGAUUCUGGAUAAAGAUAUUCUCAAGACUAUCAAACAUUAUUGUAAACAAAAUAAUUCUAAUGUGGAAGCUACUUAUACCUUUAUGAUGGCUCAACUUCAUAAAGAGCAAGCUCAAAUCCGAUAUUCCUGUUUACAAUUAUGUGAAGAACUUUUUAAACGGUCUUAUUACUUUCGAACCUUAGUGACUGAUGAACUUCCUACGAUGGUUCAACUGAUUGUUGGAAUCCGGGGUCAUUCCUUACCACCUCCUGCCUCUAUUGCGAUCAAACUACGACAAUAUGCUAUUGCUCUCAUCAAGAACUGGUAUCAACACUUUGGAGAACAAUUUCGUGCACUCAGCAUUGCUUACGAUUAUCUAUCACAUAAUGGAUUCCUAGAACGUGAUCCACAAUCACUACAAUCUAUUCAUGCACGAGAUCUGGAAAAGUCAAGUAAGGAGGCUCGUAUGAAGGCAAUUGAAGAACGACGUUAUGAUCAAAUCAAAACAGAUAUCAAUGACCAUUUGGACCUUAUUCAAGAAUCUAUCAAAAAUAUGGAAUCCUGUUUUGAAAUAUUAAUACCUAAAAACGAUAGUUUGGAUGAUUCUUUGGACUUUGAUGCUCUGAUUCGUGGGGAUAUGGAAAUCUCUUCAUCUGGAGAAACGGAUUACAAAAAGGGAAUAUCUCAUGGACUUGCUACUAAUCGAUAUACCAUCACUAUUGAUAUGUCAAAAGAUAAUCCUCUCUUAGAUCAAGUGCAUGAAUCUGAAGAUAAUCGAGUCGUUUAUGAACAAUUACGUGAAGCAUACAAAGUGUUAGAAACGAAGCAAAGCAAACAAGUCAACAAUUGGAUCAAUUCUUUAGUCAGAAUGGAAUAUGUGGAUAAAACUGAAAAAGAAAAUUAUGUCAAACAACUCAUCCAAGCAAAGAAUGAUAUAGCAGAAGUGAUACACAAGGUCAAGCUUUUGGGCAUUGAAUUACCACCAGAUCGACGGCGUUCAUCAACAAAUGGAAAUCAGGUCAACGAACAAGACGAAGAUGAUGAUGAAUUCUUGGAUGAACUCUUUGAAGAAGUGGAAAUUCCAGAUUUACCCUCCUCUCCACCGCCUUCAUCCUCUGAACAUACUAUCCCUAGUGCAAAAUUACCUCCCUCUCAACGUAUCUUUCCCUUGUCAUAUGAACCAAUCAUGACUGAAGAUGUUACCUAUAGUGGUGGUCAAGUAUUACAACAACAACAACAACAAGAUUCUUCUGCCUUGGAUAAUACCGAUAAUCAUACUGAUUCAAGCAGCGUAGAUAUCAAAGGGAAAGGAAAACAGAAGCACUUGUAUGAUAAAAAUGAACUAUUAAAACGAGCACCGUUUGUGGAGUGGGGUGAUGAUCUUUAUUAUUGGGACAAGAAAAGUGUGCAAUUCAAUACAAGUGGCAUCGAAUUCUCUCAUCGAUUUAUGGGUGUUGGUGAAGGUACAAAUGAAAUGCCUGAACAUUUGUUGGAAGAUCUACGCAAAAGAUCUGUAUAUUACAAGACGGAGGUACCCAAGAAAAUCAAGGCAUGUCGAUAUCCUUUACAUAAUGGAGGAUUAUGUCCAAGACGAGAUCUGGUAACGUGUCCUUUCCAUGGAAAAAUCAUUCCUCGUGACGAACUUGGGCGACCUGUCCAACCAGUAUCAAAAGAAGAACAAAGUCAACCGUCAUCAUCAACGAUAGUCAACAACAAGGAAGAUAAAUUAUUAUGGCAGGAAAUCGAAGAUGAAGUGAUGCAACAAGUAGGACAACCCCGAAUCGAGCCAGGGAAGAGAUCCAAACGAGCGAAGAAAGACGAACACAAGAAGAAAAGAGCAUUGAUCGAUGUCCGAAAGAAGCCUGAUACUCCUUACACUCGUUUGGCCAAAAGAAUGGAUAGUCGGGAAACAAGAAGAAUGGUCGAUGAAGCUCUGGAAUAUGAACGUAGUAUGAAAUCUAGAGAUCGCAAGGCUAGUACCUGGAGAUAA
This is a messenger RNA of Halteromyces radiatus, 2034 nucleotides long. RefSeq lists its product as uncharacterized. Gene Ontology annotation, cellular component: chromosome. Lineage: Eukaryota; Fungi; Mucoromycota; Mucoromycetes; Mucorales; Cunninghamellaceae. The record is from RefSeq and is a predicted model, not a curated record. Gene Ontology annotation, molecular function: RNA polymerase II complex binding. The transcript has 11 exons. Gene Ontology annotation, biological process: response to UV; transcription-coupled nucleotide-excision repair. The coding region runs from base 1 to 2034 and encodes 677 amino acids.